UUCACAUGGAAGGUGCUCUUCAACGACACUAUAUUUCACAACAUUCACUAUGGAAACCUUUCAACAACAGAGGAAGAGGUGUACGAUGCAGCUCGGCGAGCAGCGAUUCACGACAUGAUCAUGAAAUUCCCGGAUAAAUAUUCAACGGCGGUGGGAGAAAGAGGGCUGAUGCUGAGUGGUGGAGAGAAACAGAGAGUAGCACUUGCUCGUGCAUUUCUAAAAUCACCAGUGAUUAUGUUGUGUGACGAAGCGACUAGUGCGCUCGACAGUAAAACCGAGGCAGAGAUAAUGAAAUCGCUGAGGUCGCUAGCGAGUAACAGAAAUUGCAUUUUCAUUGCACAUAGACUGACCACUGUAAUGCAAUGUGAUGAGAUUAUAGUAAUGGAGAAAGGGAAAGUGGUGGGAAAAGGGACACACCAAGUGCUGUUGGGAAAAUCUGGAAGAUACGCCAAAUUAUGGACACAACAAAACAGUAAAUUGGAGGUGUGAAUCUUUGGGUUCU
Molecule: messenger RNA, 502 nt
Organism: Arabidopsis lyrata subsp. lyrata
Lineage: Eukaryota; Viridiplantae; Streptophyta; Magnoliopsida; Brassicales; Brassicaceae
Product: ABC transporter B family member 24, mitochondrial
Exons: 1
Biological process (GO): intracellular iron ion homeostasis; transmembrane transport
Cellular component (GO): mitochondrial inner membrane
Molecular function (GO): ATP binding; ATPase-coupled transmembrane transporter activity; ATP hydrolysis activity
Source: RefSeq, a predicted model, not a curated record